This is a messenger RNA of Cucumis sativus (cucumber), 3305 nucleotides long. Its product is annotated as imidazole glycerol phosphate synthase hisHF, chloroplastic. The coding region runs from base 94 to 1674 and encodes 526 amino acids. The record is from RefSeq and is a predicted model, not a curated record. Gene Ontology annotation, biological process: L-histidine biosynthetic process. The transcript has 18 exons. Gene Ontology annotation, molecular function: imidazoleglycerol-phosphate synthase activity; oxo-acid-lyase activity. NCBI's taxonomy places the organism in Eukaryota, Viridiplantae, Streptophyta, Magnoliopsida, Cucurbitales, Cucurbitaceae.
UAGAACGCCGCUUUCUUCAUCCAGCAAUUGCCCAUUCUCCGUCCACACUUCCUCGCUAGAGUUCCCGCCGGCACUGUACUUUCACAGAUUGUGAUGGAAGCGUCGCCGUUCUCUAUUGCUGUUUCUUCUUCUUCUUCUUCUCAGUUUGUAUUUCGAUCACUUUCAUCGUUGUCCCAUUCCAGCUCUCUCAUUUGUCUUCGCAAUAAUCGUUACAAAACUCAUAAUCUCAAAGUCAAAUCCUCCGGUAAGUUCGCAGUUCGUGCCUCAUUUGGUAGUGACUCAGUUGUAACUUUGCUGGAUUACGGUGCUGGUAAUGUUCGUAGUGUGAGGAAUGCAAUUCGUUACCUUGGCUUUGAAAUCAAAGAUGUACAAACUCCAGAAGACAUUCUAAAUGCAAAACGGUUAAUAUUUCCUGGAGUUGGGGCUUUUGCUCCGGCCAUGGAUGUGCUAAACAGUAAAGGCAUGGCUGAAGCACUGUGCACUUAUAUUGAGAAUGAUCGCCCAUUUUUAGGCAUUUGUCUUGGGCUUCAACUACUCUUUGAGUCAAGUGAGGAAAAUGGACCAGUAAAAGGUCUUGGCUUAAUACCGGGUGUGGUUGGGCGUUUUGACUCUUCCAAUGGUUUUAGGGUACCCCAUAUUGGGUGGAAUGCUUUGGAAAUCUCAGAAGACUCUGAGAUAUUGGAUGAAAUUUCUAACCGCCAUGUCUAUUUUGUUCACUCUUACCGUGCUAUGCCAUCAGAUAAGAACAAGGACUGGAUUUCUUCUACUUGCAGCUAUGGUGACAAAUUUAUAGCUUCAGUUAGAAGGGGAAACGUUCAUGCAGUUCAAUUCCACCCAGAAAAAAGUGGAGAUGUAGGUCUGUCUGUCCUAAGAAGAUUCUUGUUUCCAAAGUCAACCAUCACCAAGAAACCUACUGAGGGAAAGGCAUCAAGGCUUGCAAAAAGGGUAAUUGCUUGUCUUGAUGUGCGAGCAAAUGACCAAGGGGAUCUUGUUGUUACCAAAGGGGACCAAUAUGAUGUGAGGGAGCAGACAGAAGAGAAUGAGGUGAGGAACCUUGGCAAGCCAGUGGAGCUUGCUGGACAGUACUACAAGGAUGGUGCUGAUGAGGUCAGUUUUUUGAAUAUAACUGGUUUUCGUGACUUCCCUCUUGGCGACUUGCCAAUGUUGCAGGUGCUGAGAUACACAUCAGAAAAUGUUUUUGUGCCAUUGACUGUUGGGGGUGGGAUUAGAGAUUUUAAGGAUGCAAAUGGCAGACACUAUUCUAGCUUGGAAGUUGCUUCAGAAUAUUUUAGAUCUGGAGCUGAUAAAAUAUCUAUUGGAAGUGAUGCAGUUUAUGCUGCCGAAGAAUAUUUAAGGACUGGUGUAAAGACAGGAAAUAGCAGCUUGGAGCAGAUUUCUAAGGUUUAUGGAAACCAGGCUGUUGUAGUAAGUAUUGAUCCUCGUAGAGUGUACCUUAAAAGUUCCAAUGACGUGGAGUUUAAAGUCAUACGAGUAACAAACCCAGGUCCGAAUGGAGAGGAGUAUGCAUGGUACCAGUGUACAGUUAAUGGAGGUCGAGAAGGUCGACCUAUUGGAGCUUAUGAGCUAGCAAAAGCAGUGGAGGAGCUUGGAGCUGGAGAAAUUCUGCUGAACUGCAUAGAUUGUGAUGUGGAAUUUCUCACCGUUUGGUUUUGACUACCGGGAUCAUUAUUAGACAAGGCUAAUCGCUUCUUUGCACUUUUUACGAAUGGUGUGGAUCUCUCUUUCGGAUGGCUAUGUGAUUUUAAACCAGUAUCCACUUUUGGUUUGACGUCUUCAAAUGGCCUCUCAGGUGCCAGUUUGUGCUUGAGCUUUUGAACCUGUGCACUGGACAUUUCUACAGUGCCAGCUGACUUAGUGGAGGAUGAUGAACCACAUCCAUCAGAGCGAGGCAGCAGUUUUUUGGCUUGAGAGGUUUGAUUGGUCAGUUACUAAGUUUGUCUUCUUGCCAGUAGUUUUUAAAUGAGACUUAGUGUUACUUUUGCCCUCAGAUGAUCCAUUCUCACGAAUUAUCACUCCAUCUCUCAGAUUGAUAUCAAGAAAGGGGAUUUCCCACGGAUGAACAGCCAUCCAUCUUUCCAACCAGUUCCAACCCCAGCUGCUUUUAUCUGGUUCAAACUGAGAGAGGGCAGCCUGCUGUCUCAAUCCUGCUUGCCACUAAUGAGCCAGAGCAUAUGCCAUGGCUCUCUCACGCUUAGCUGCAGCCUCCUGCCUUUUCAAUAAUUUUGCUUGAAUGUCUUCAACAGAUCAGACACUGUCGCACCAACCUUCUUCAAUUUCUAGAACUCAAGCCUGGUUUUCAAGUUGCUGUUGAAGUUUUUGUUGUGCAGUUUCACUUUCCAAUGCAACAUGUACAUGCCUUGCUCGAACACUAGCCUGUACUCUCACUAAAGCUUGCAUACACCAUAAAGUUAUAGCAGCUUGUUUUCUGACAGCAUGACCCCUGACAAGAGCUUGAAGUCUAACCAAUCCUUUGCGAGCUCGGAGAGCUCUUCUAGCCAGAAAUCCUCGAAACAUUGUUUGGAUGUGUAUAGCAGCCUGUUCCUCUGUAUCAAUCUGUUGACUAUGUAAUGCAUCAUAAGUUUGAAUGGAUCAGAAGGAAUGGAAGCAGCUUCUGGCUCUGAAAGAGCAUUGGACUCAACAAAUGGGGUAAAAUUUGAAGUAAACUCAUGCUGAAGUUUAUCAGCAUCAAUAUCCACUGAGUGUUUUCUCCGAUUCCAAAACUUGUUCGUGACUGUCCUCGCAUUUUCAUCAUGUUCUGAUGACUGAGAUUUUUCGGACUUCUUUGAACCAACUAACGCUUGAGCCAUUUUCCAGAAACACCCAUGGUGUAUUCAGCAGUGUUGAGAACAGACCAACAGCUAGAAACUCAAGCCAACAAUUUAGAAUCGCCCGCCUUUCGACUACAAAAUUGAAUAAGUUUUCCACGCAGUUAAUUGAGAUCAUUUUAGUUGAACUGCGAUUUUGAACUCUCCUGAUUUGUUGCAACCUUAACAGCCGUUUGAUCCAUCAAUAAGUCAAAAUUAGUCAACCCCAACUCAAUUCAAUCAUUUGGGUCACCAAAAAAUUUCAAUACGGUUGAAGAUUUCUCUCAGUAGACUCAAUCUAUCGACCACCCAUCAUCUGUUUCAGCAAAAACGAGGUCCAUCAUCUUUAACCUGAUAAACAGAAAUGAGCCAUUUCAUGCUCCAUUUUAUCUAAAUCAAGAUUCCUCUUUUAUUUUGUUGCUGCCUUUUGGAUGAAGUUGUUAGACCCUUUUGCGAAAGAUAGACUCUCCUUUCUUCUUA